AUGUUAAAAUCGGUUGUAAUAAGACUUGAUAGAAGAGUCACAGAACAAGAGAAGGAAAUUAUUGAUUUGAAAGGGCGAUCCAUGAAAAACAAUAUCCUUAUACAAAACCUGGAAGAAGAAGAAGGAGAAGAUCUAUUCAGCAAAAUCCCCCGCCUGCUAAAUGAACACCUAGAUAUAGACGGAAUAGAGUUCGCUAAUAUCCAUAGGAAUGCGGGGGACAGAAGGCAAGGAGAUAAGCCCCGAGUUAUAACAGGCCGGUUAGUUAGAUUUGAGAACAAAGACCGUAUACUAAAACAGCAGAGAAAAAAGAAAGAUGAAGGGAUUAAUCUACCAUUCUAUAUCACCCCCCAGUCUCCAGUUCAAGUUAACGAAACUCGCAGAAAACUGGUUGAACUCAACAGCAAAUAUUGGAGCGAAAAUAUCAAAACGAGAGUAGUGGGGGACAAAUUGGUUUUCCCGAAUGGGUCUGUUUACAGAGAUAAAGUGAAGACACCAAACGCCGAGGAAAUUCUACAACUUGACCAGAAAGAACAACAGAAACUAGAGGAAAUUGAAGUUAAACGCUCUAACACACACACAGAAUCAGGAAACCAAAUUAGCGCUGCAGCAGUUGAGGUAGAGACAUAUGCAAAAGUUCGGAACUUCUACAGGAAAAUUUCCAUGGAUCCAGUUUAUGGGCGUGCAAAUCACAACAUACUGGUAUACCGUUUUAAAGACAAUUCUGGGACUAUACAUGACGGAUACUGUGACGACGGCGAAUUUGGAGCUGGAAGGAAAAUGCUAAAAAUUCUGCAGGAUGAAAACUUUACAAAUGUAUCAGUUGUGAUAUCGCGCAUGAUGGGAAAACACCUUGGUCCGAAACGCUUCGACAUAAUGGAGAAAGCGUUAUUUGACGCCCUCAAAGAACUUCGAUAG
Molecule: messenger RNA, 915 nt
Organism: Saccostrea cuccullata (small rock oyster)
Lineage: Eukaryota; Metazoa; Mollusca; Bivalvia; Ostreida; Ostreidae
Exons: 1
Coding region: 1-915 (304 amino acids)
Biological process (GO): regulation of translational initiation; GCN2-mediated signaling
Cellular component (GO): cytoplasm
Source: RefSeq, a predicted model, not a curated record